This is a messenger RNA of Diversispora eburnea, 1725 nucleotides long. NCBI's taxonomy places the organism in Eukaryota, Fungi, Glomeromycota, Glomeromycetes, Diversisporales, Diversisporaceae. The record is from the annotation of a GenBank genome assembly.
AUGGCGGACCAUCAUCCCGAAAUGAAUGGAAAUAGUUCACCUCAGGAAGAAACUCCUAAAUAUCUGAACGGAAUUAACAACAAAGAAAUCUCAAUAGUAGAAAGUAAUAAUUAUGAAUAUGACCACCAUAGAGUUUCUCCACAUUAUAACCAAUACUUUGAAAAUUAUGGUCCAAAUCACGUUUAUAUGCCGUCUAAUGACGUUAUUGACCGCUCAAUAAACGAUCGCGAAGAAGUCAUAGAAGAAAGCGCUUAUAAAGUUGUAUAUAAAGCUAUAGAUCGUGAAGAAGGUUAUGAAGUCGCGUGGAACUGCUUUCAAACAACUAAAGCCGAAUUCAAUGACUUAAGUCAAGAAAUAAAAAUCUUGAAACAAGUUCGGCACCCAAAUAUUAUCAAUUUUCACGAUUGUUGGUACAAAGAUCAAGAGUUUAUUUUUGUCACGGAAUUGAUGACAUCCGGAACUUUGCGGGAAUACAUUCGAAAACUUUCAUUACCAAAUAUGAAAAUAGUAAAACGAUGGUCACGCCAAAUACUUAAAGGACUUUUACAUCUUCAUUCUCAUAAUCCUCCAAUUAUUCACCGUGAUAUCAAGUGCGAUAAUAUCUUUAUUAAUGGUGCCCAUGGUGAAGUAAAAAUCGGUGACAUGGGAACAGCCAAGAUGAAGUUGGGAAAAAAGUAUACCGUCAUCGGAACUCCCGAAUUUAUGGCACCUGAAAUGUACGAAGAAAAAGGUUAUAACGAAAAGGUCGAUAUCUAUGCGUUUGGAAUGUGUCUUCUUGAAAUGGUAACUGGCGAAUAUCCAUAUAUUGAAUGUAAGAAUGCUGCUCAAAUAUAUAAAAAAGUCACAUCGGGAACAAAACCAGAGAGUUUAAAAAAGGUCACAGAUCAAGAAAUUCUGGAUUUAAUAGGCCACUGUUUAGAUACUGAAAAUGAAAGAUACACCGCUCAACAAAUCAUGGAUCAUCCUUUUCUUACUGUGGAACCUGAGGUGGUAUUAAUCACAGCUGAUGAUGCCAAAACCCAACUCACCUUACAAGUUGUCUUUAAAGGAAUGGACAAAUUAUCUGUUAAAUUUCAAUUUAAUGUAGAAAGGGAUACUGCUGAGGAAGUUGUAAAUGAGAUGAUCGAAGAGCAAGUUUUGCCUGACAAGUAUCAGCAGCUCAUCACCCAUGAGAUAAAUCGUAUCUUACGAGAUAUCAAUAAACAAUCCAUCGAAGAUGAUAAAAAAGAAGAACACAAGAUACCAUGGCCGACAGCACCCGAUACGCCGCCAUACCAUAUAGCAUUAUCACCACAUUUGGGACCUGCUAAGUCAUCUCAUAUAUCUACUCCUUCUGCUCCUUCUUCGAUAAAUCUGGAGCGAGAGAGUCCAGGGAAUACGUUAUCAUCCCACCCAACGGAACAAUCACCACGAAAAAAUUCCAUUUCAAGUUCAGGUGCUCCAGGUGUUCCAGGUGUUCCAGGGCAAGAAUGGACACAAGACAUGGAAGAUUCUCUUCCUGUAAAAGAAUACCCAGACAACACUCCCAUUAAAGAUUUUGUUCGAGAAACUGCUCUUGCAACAAAUCGUGACCCAGAAAAGGCAGAGGAAUGGUCUAAAAAACUUUUAAGUCAGGAUUUUGUGACUGUUGGUGAUUUAAGAGCGCUGAUUGAUGAAGAUUGGCAAGGAAUAGGAUUGACUGUCUUUGCCUUUCGUGCUCUAAAGAAUGCCUUAGAUGGCAGAUAG